Molecule: messenger RNA, 537 nt
Organism: Durusdinium trenchii
Lineage: Eukaryota; Dinophyceae; Suessiales; Symbiodiniaceae
Source: the annotation of a GenBank genome assembly
AUGCGCCAGAUCCGAGUUGAAAAGCUCGUGUUGAACAUCAGCGUGGGUGAGAGCGGUGACCGCUUGACACGAGCAGCCAAAGUCCUGGAGCAGCUCACGGAGCAGCAGCCGGUCUUCUCGAAGGCCCGGAUGACGAUCCGUCAGUGGAGCGUCCGGCGGAAUGAGAAGAUCGCCUGCCACGUGACCGUGCGGGGAGAGAAAGCCGAGGACGGGGACGGGGACGUUUGGGGCGCGCUGAAGCGCCAUGAAAUCUUGGAGAAAGGCCUGAAAGUCAAGGAGUAUGAGCUUCGAAAAAAGAACUUCGCCCGCAACGGCAGCUUUGGCUUUGGCAUCACUGAGCACAUUGAUUUGGGCAUCAAGUACGAUCCUGGCACUGGCAUUUACGGCAUGGACUUCUACGUGCACCUCUCUCGCCCUGGCAGCCGUGUGAAGAAUCGAAAGUUGAAAGUGGGCAAGGUGGGCGCGUCCCACAAGCUGAAGAAGGAGGAUGGCAUGAAGUGGUUCCAGACCAAGUACGACGGCAUCCUGCUCAACUAA